AUUUAUUUCUUGAAGCCAAACAGAUUCUUAGCCCUCAAUUUGGCUGGCAGUCCAAAACCCUAAUAGAAUCUCCAUCCUCUACAUUUCCUAGUUUGAGUUGCAAAUUCAUAAACCCAUCACUCACCACAAAUCCUAGCCCUGAUCUCAUCUCAUUUCCAAUGGAGAGCGAGAGCACCAACAGCAAUGAAACCGCACCUACUCAACCGUUGCAAUCCCUCUCCAUUUCUCCGCAACCCCAGUUAAGCGUGAAAGAGAGGUUCGAUUUAAUAAGGAGCAUUGGUGAAGAGUGUAUACAAGAGGAUGAGUUGGAGAGACUGUUGGCUAACAAGCCUCAGCCCAUUUGCUAUGAUGGAUUUGAACCUUCUGGCAGAAUGCAUAUUGCUCAGGGAGUUAUGAAGGCAAUUAAUGUCAACAAGCUCACUGCUGCUGGCUGCAAAGUGAAAAUAUGGAUUGCAGAUUGGUUUGCACAGUUGAACAACAAAAUGGGUGGUGACUUGAAGAAAAUUCAAGUGAUAGGCCAGUACCUGAUUGAGAUAUGGAAAGCUGUAGGAAUGAAUAUUGAAGGAGGUCAGGUAGAAUUUCUUUGGUCUUCUGAAGAGAUCAACUCCCGGGCUCAUGAGUACUGGCCUCUUGUAAUGGACAUAGCUAGGAGAAACAAGCUUCCAAGGAUAGUGAGGUGUUGUCAAAUUAUGGGCCGCUCGGAGCAAGAUGAAUUGUCGGCAGCCCAAAUUUUCUACCCAUGCAUGCAAUGUGCUGAUAUAUUUUUUCUUAAGGCCGACAUCUGUCAGUUGGGCAUGGACCAACGCAAAGUCAAUGUGCUUGCAAGAGAGUACUGUGAUGACAUCAAAAGGAAAAAUAAGCCCAUUAUAUUGUCCCAUCAUAUGCUCCCUGGUUUGCAGGAAGGGCAAGAGAAGAUGUCGAAGAGUGAUCCAUCAUCUUCCAUCUACAUGGAAGAUGAAGAGGCUGAUGUGAAUUUGAAGAUAAAGAAAGCAUUCUGCCCUCCAAAAGUGGUGGAAAAGAAUCCAUGCCUGGAGUACGUCAAGUAUAUCAUUUUCCCAUGGUUCCACGAGUUCACGAUUGAGAGGAAACCAGAGAAUGGAGGUGACAAGACCUUUAAGAGCUUCGAAGAUUUAGCCAAUGAUUAUGAAAAUGGGGAAUUGCAUCCUGGAGAUCUCAAACCUGCUCUAGCAAAAGCACUAAACCGGAUACUACAGCCGGUACGUGAUCAUUUCAAUAAUGAUCCUAAGGCUAAGGAGCUAGUGAAAAGGGUGAAGAGUUACAAGGUAACAAGAUGAUGCGGAAUGAUAGCAAAACUUGCAAAACGACAUACCUUGAGUGCUUUAUUAAAAAGUGGAAAUCAACAUUACGCAUUUUUGUUCGUGUUAAAAUACAAUGAUGCUGUUAUUGUUUGAUAAUUUCGGAGGCUUGUCACUGUUCAACUAUUAUAUUUCUAUGUGAUCAAAGACUUGUAUUUGAAUAAAGAGAUAGUAUUAGAAUUAAGUAUUUAAUUUUCCCAGUCA
Messenger RNA from Sesamum indicum (sesame), 1520 nucleotides. Its product is annotated as Tyrosyl-tRNA synthetase, class Ib, bacterial/mitochondrial. Gene Ontology annotation, molecular function: tyrosine-tRNA ligase activity; ATP binding. Gene Ontology annotation, cellular component: cytoplasm. The record is from RefSeq and is a predicted model, not a curated record. Lineage: Eukaryota; Viridiplantae; Streptophyta; Magnoliopsida; Lamiales; Pedaliaceae. Gene Ontology annotation, biological process: tyrosyl-tRNA aminoacylation.